GACUGAGGCUCCUCGUGAGUGACCCAUAAAAGCCAGUGGAUGUCAUUGUGGCAGAGUUGUUGGUGUUGGAAUCCAUGCUUUCGUCUAGUGCUUCUUGGAAUGCUUCGUAGUCUUUCAUCCAUUCCAUACAAAAAUCAUGUGGGACGACAUCAUUCUUGUUGAAUACAAUGACAAGGGGCAGACGCGUGCGGUAAAACAUGCUGCAAGCGUACAACAUAUUGCUCAUGAAUGUGUUGGGGCUGGAAGCACAUCGAGCCGUGUCGACGACAAAGCAAAGAACCGUGGGAAAGGCCGAUGCCAAAGAUUCGCUGACGAUGGUCCCCGAUGCACUCCACGUGAAGGCUUCAAUUUGUCCGGGGGUAUCCACAAGAAUAUAAUCCAUUCCAAUAGCGGCGAUGUUGUCGUCUUCGUCGUUUUCUUCCUCUGUAGUUUCUUCGCCUUUUUCAGUCUCAUUGGUUUCUUCUUCGUCGUCUGGUUCCUUUUUCUCUGACUGCCCGUACGCCCGCUGUUCCAAAAUGGCCAUGAUCUGAUCAAAUUUAGUCGUCAGCAAAUUUAAGGAGGUAAGAAUGGCUCCAUUGGGUCCCAGUUUGUGUUGUCUCAUGACUUCCUUGUAGUUGAUCGUGUCCCGAAUAUCAAUGGCGGCGCCGUAGGCCAAAUGAUGGGUAGCUGGAUCCAAAUUGAUGCAGUAGGUGGGUACAGUGGAAGCAGCAGCCACAUUCUCUUGUUGCUGUUGUUGUUGGUCAAUCGCAGUCUCGCCAUCUUCGUCAGCUUUUGGUUCUCCCUCUCCAUCGGCCUUGUCUUGCUUAGUCGUGGUGGUGGGUUUGGCCUUGUUGGCCGCAUGGUAUUGCAUUUGGGCCAUCAAACUGCUCUUUCCAGAACCAGCCAUACCAACCACAAUCACACAUAUUGGAGUCUUUUGGCCCUUUUCCAGGCGCUCAACGAUGGGUGGGAGACCAGGGCUAGUCGACAUGGUGGUGGUUUCAGGAUCGUGUUGUUGGGAGAAAGAGUUAGUUUGUGCUGCUUGCUUGGUUGGUUGUGAGAAAGAGAGGAACGCCAAAAGCCCAAAAGAUUUGCCAUUCACGAGUGUUUUUAAUCCCGAAUAAAGAAUCUUUUCCACGCACGUUUGAUUCGCGCUCUGAGCAGUUUUCUGCGCGCAACAGAAUUGACACCUGGCAGCUUGGAUACCAACAUUCGAAUGCCCUCUUUCCUCUUCUUUGGUUUGGAUCCAUGAAUGGGUUAAACUGGCGAGCCCAAUGACAAGAUCCAGUACUGGAGCUACCUGAUUUCCACGUUGACUGGUCCACAGGCAUCUGAAAUGGUAAAAACACCGGAUACGCGAAACAAAGCUGUGCCAAUUUCAGGAAAGAAAAAAGUAGCAGACACCCGAUAGUAGACCAGUAUCCGAGCAGACAUUACAUUGUCAUUCAGACCUGUCAGUCGCUGCCAACGAACUGAAGUACAUAAUAUUUUUCCAAACCUUUCUAUCUCAAUCUCUGAGAGACCAAAGCUUUCGAAUAGAACCAGUCCUUUUUUGAUAUCCAUCGUACCUUUAUUGAUUGAUCGAUUGAAACUGUUCCACCAUGAAGAUCCAACGAUUGGCGUUCCAAGCAUUGGCGCUCUUGGCUCUCAACCAACACAUGGGAUUUGAUGGCCAUGUCAAAUCAGGCAUCAUGAUGGCUUUCGCCGACGAGGGUGCCGAGGCGGCAGCCGAAGAAGAACCACCGGUGGAUGUUGUCGAUGAAGCUGAAGCCACCACUCCGGAGGAAUAUGCUCCACCUGCAAACGCUGAAAAUUACCAAUUCCAGGCUGAAGUGCACCGCAUGUUGGAUAUUGUCGUCAAUUCUCUUUACCAAAACAGGGAUGUCUUUUUGCGAGAAUUGAUCAGUAAUGCCAGCGAUGCUCUGGAUAAAUUCCGUUACUUGACUUUGACUCAGGGAGACCAGUACAAGGGCGACGAUAUCCCUCUCAAAAUUGAGUUGGACUACGACAAAGAUGCUGGAACUUUGACAAUCCGAGAUACUGGCGUGGGUAUGACACACGAUGACAUGAUCCAAAAUCUUGGUACCGUGGCUCGUUCCGGAACCACCAAGUUUUUGGAGGCUCUCAAGGAAUCUGGAGGAGAGACCGGUGGUGGCGUCGAACAAAUUGGACAAUUUGGUGUUGGUUUUUACUCGGCAUUUUUGGUCGCUGACCGCGUCACUGUCGCUUCCAAGAGUCCCUUGAGUGAUGAUCAAAAUAUCUGGGAGUCUGUCAAUGGUGAAAGUGAAUUCCACAUUUACGCCGAUCCUCGUGGAAAGACGAUGGAUCGCGGAACUGAAAUUACUCUGCACCUCAAGGAUGACUGCAAGUACUAUGCCAAGUAUGAAAAGCUCAACCAGUUGGCCACGCACUACUCUGAGUUUGUUGUGCACCCCAUCUACAUCAAGAAAGUAACCGAAGAAGAAGUAGAAGAUGAGGAUGCUGAGGAAGACGAGCCAGAAGAAAAACCCGAAAAGCCGGAAGGCGAAGAAGAUCUCGAAGUUGAGGAGGAAGAAGAGGAAGAAAAGCCGAAGAAGAUGAAGACCGUCACCACUGAAACUUGGGAUGAAGUGAACUCCAAACAAGCUCUCUGGACUCGCUCUCCCGAGGAAAUUUCCGACGACGAAUACCAAUCAUUCUGGCACAGUUUGAACGGAGACGAGUUUAGCAAUGCCACCUACUGGACCCAUUUCAACGCUGAAGGUAACAUCAACUUUAAGAGUCUCAUGUACAUGCCCAGUGAAAUUCCACCCGAAUUGAAGUCUGGCAGUGUUGACCAAUUCACAUCGGGAAUCCGCAUGUAUGUCCGCAAAGUCUUGAUCAGUGACAGCUUUGAAUUGAUGCCACGAUACUUGAGUUUCGUCAAGGGUGUUGUGGACUCCGACGACCUUCCCUUGAAUGUCAAUCGUGAAACCCUUCAGGAAAGCAAGAUUAUCGCCAUCAUUAGAAAGAAGCUGGUCAGAAAGACAUUGGACAUGUUCAAGGAGUUUUCCAAGAAGAAAGCACCCAAAGAGGAAGAUGAGGAAGCCGAAGCUGAAAUCGGAGCCGACGGCACUGUGACCGAGACGGAAAAGGACGAAGAUGACGGUCCCUCUCCGUACUUGGAAUGGUACAAGAAGUUCAGUACUUCCUUGAAGCUUGGCCUUCUUGAGGACAACCCCAACCGAAAGCGCCUGAUGAAGCUGCUCCGAUUCCAAACAUUGAAGUCUGACGGCGAGUACAUCAGUUUGGACGAGUACGUUGAAAACAUGAAGGAAUGGCAAGACGAAAUCUACACCCUGGCUGGAGCCGAUGCUGACACUAUCAAGAAAUCUCCUUUCCUCGCCCCCUUUGGAGAGAAGGACGUCGAUGUUAUCUUCAUGGACGAACCAAUUGAUGAAUACUGGGGUGGCCAGAUCAAGGACUAUGAAAGCACCAAGUUCACUGAUAUCUCCAGGGAAAAUGUCAAGUUCAAGGACGAAGAUGAGGAUUUGGUCAAGCGACGCGAGAAGGCUUACAAGAGCAAGCUCAAGCCCUUGACCAAGUGGCUCAAGAAGCUGUACGAAGCUUCUAUCAUGCGUGUGGCCAUUUCGAGUCGUCUCGGAUCGUCCCCUGCCAUUGUUUCGAGCACCCAAUACGGAAACUCUGCCAACAUGGAACGUAUCUUGCGAGCACAGACAUUGACCCACGAUGGCGGAUCACCCAGUAUGUCCAUGAAGAUUUUCGAAAUCAACCCUCGCCAUCCACUGGUCUUGAAGCUGCUCGACGGCGCCCCUGAGGAUGAUGAUGGAACACCUGAUACUGAUGUUGUGGAUGCCGCUUGGGUUCUACAUGACAUGGCUAUGAUGAACGGUGGUUACCCCAUUUCAGACCCAGCGGCCCAUGCCAUGCGCAUGACAAAGUUUAUGCAAUCUCAACUCGGAGUUGAUUCUCUGACUUUGGAACCUGAAAUCGACCCACCUGAAGAAGAGGAGGAAGCGCCUGAGUUUGACUUGGAUGGCAUGCCAGACAUGGGCGGCAUGAACAUGGACGACUUUGACCUCGGAAGCUUGGACUUGGAUUAGAGAGCUGACUGCCACUUCAAACCACAACGAAACUCUUUUAGGAUCUUGUAGGGGCUCAAUGUCACGACUUAGUAACCAUCCUGAUUGAACUCUU
Messenger RNA from Seminavis robusta, 4155 nucleotides. The record is from the annotation of a GenBank genome assembly. Lineage: Eukaryota; Bacillariophyta; Bacillariophyceae; Naviculales; Naviculaceae.